This is a messenger RNA of Torulaspora delbrueckii, 1002 nucleotides long. It is a transcript of the gene CIA1, whose product is annotated as iron-sulfur cluster assembly protein CIA1. Bases 1 to 1002 code for a protein of 333 amino acids. The record is from RefSeq and is a predicted model, not a curated record. Gene Ontology annotation, biological process: iron-sulfur cluster assembly. Gene Ontology annotation, cellular component: cytosolic [4Fe-4S] assembly targeting complex. Gene Ontology annotation, molecular function: protein binding. Lineage: Eukaryota; Fungi; Ascomycota; Saccharomycetes; Saccharomycetales; Saccharomycetaceae. The transcript has a single exon.
AUGAUCAAGCAAGUGAAAUCGCUUAAGCUUCAUAAAGAUAAGAUUUGGGACUUAGAAGAAUCCAAUGGGCUACUAGGAACUGCUUCCACCGAUAGAUGCAUCAAAAUAGUGAACUUGAACAAAGAAGCCUACCAAUUGAUAGAUGAGCUGGAUGAUACGGUUCACAAGAAGACAAUAAGGUCUGUAGCAUGGAGGCCGUCUUCUACGACGCUGGCUGCGGGAUCUUUCGACUCUACUAUCUCGAUAUGGAGCAAGGAUGAUUCUGCCCAUGACUUUACUUCUCCAACGACAAAUUUCGAGAUGGAGUUGAUGGCAAUUAUCGAAGGUCAUGAGAAUGAGGUCAAGAGUGUAGCAUGGUCUUACGACGGUUUGUAUUUGGCUUCGUGCUCGAGGGAUAAAAGUGUUUGGAUUUGGGAAACUGAUGAGAUGGGUGAAGAAUAUGAAUGCGUCAGCGUCCUUCAAGAACAUUCUCAGGAUGUAAAGCACGUUGUAUGGCACCCAAGUCUACAUCUGCUUGCUUCUAGCUCUUAUGACGAUACAGUGAGGAUAUGGAGAGAAUCUGACGAUGAUUGGGAAGCAGCAGCGGUUCUAAAUGGCCAUGAUGGGACAGUAUGGUGUUCUGAUUUUGAGAAAGCUGAGAGUAAGGUUAGAUUAUGCAGUGGGAGCGAUGACAGAACUGUGCGUGUUUGGAGAUACAUUGGUGACGAUGAAGAUGAUGAGCAAGAGUGGGAAUGCGAAUCUGUGUUACCACAAGUGCACUCCAGAGCUAUAUACAGUGUAACCUGGGGUGAAAACGGGCUUAUUGCCAGUACCGGAUCUGAUGGGCUUUUAGUCAUUUACAGAGAAGUGGAUGGCCAAUGGGAAAUAAUCGGUAAGAAGGAGCAAUGUCACGGUACACAAGAGGUGAAUGUUGUUAAAUGGAUGAUAGUCGAUGAUAAAAGCUUGUUAGCUACUGGUGGUGAUGAUGGCCAUGUGAAUAUAUGGGAAGAUUUCAGCCCUUAA